Messenger RNA from Thermothelomyces thermophilus ATCC 42464, 3408 nucleotides. RefSeq lists its product as uncharacterized. The transcript is spliced from 2 exons. The coding region runs from base 196 to 3267 and encodes 1023 amino acids. Gene Ontology annotation, molecular function: cysteine-type deubiquitinase activity. NCBI's taxonomy places the organism in Eukaryota, Fungi, Ascomycota, Sordariomycetes, Sordariales, Chaetomiaceae. Gene Ontology annotation, biological process: protein deubiquitination. The record is from RefSeq and is a predicted model, not a curated record.
CACACGACGCACGACACACAGUGACACGAGAACACUCGACACCGACCUCUAAGCCAUGAUCAGCCUGUUUUCAGUUUAGUAAACUCUGUGCCGUUUUCGUUACUCGCCCCGUGACCUGGCGUCCGGACUCCGCCUCCUCAACACCACGUCGCCAACAGCCUGGCGAGCGCCACAGAAAGAGUCACGGUGCCUGCCAUGCCGGGCUCGACUACCAUGCUGAACGAUGCGCCUUCAGGAACCCUGAGCGGACGUUCCGAUGGCGCAAAAGGCGGGAAGCGACCGUUGCCGCAUAUCGACGACAUCACCUCCGUCACUGUAGACGUCGACCCGUACGCGCCCGUCGAGAAAGUCCUUCAGGCGGCAGAGAGCUAUUUGCGGCAAGCUGAGUCGUCCAAAAAUUUUGGCCGACCCGACCUUGCGCUCAAAGACUACAUACGGACCAACAUUCUUCUUCUCGAUGUCGUAAAGCAGAACAAGGGAUGGGUGUCACUACAGCGCGACAACAGGGCCCAAUUUGAGCGAUACCAGCGGCUUGUACGGCAGGUACAUGCCGCGCACGGAGAUUUUGAGGCUAUCAAGGACCAAAUAAAGGCCGACAACGCGAGAACGGGGGUUGAGCCCACCAGUCGCUCCGCAGGAUCGGCUGGAAAGGGUGCUGCUAUCAACGGACAGGAUAAGGACACAACCCCAAACGGCACCGCAAAAGAGAACGGUGUUGCGGCGUCGCCUCCACCGAGAAGCAAGCCCGUCGUCCACCCAAAGCCCAAAAAUCUCCAUGGAAAUGCGCUACCGCCAGGACCGGGGGCGGCCACCCAGGCCAAGGCCCAGGACCUUGUUCAGCGUUUCGCAAACCUCCGAGCGGGCGCAAACAACGCUUCCCGCGGCGCACACGCUAGGACACAAUCAGAAAUGUCGCCAGCGCGAAUCGGGUCGCUGGCAUCCUCAGAGGUGCCGCUUUCGAGUCCGCCGUUGAAUGGCGCUAUUCCCGAGUUACCCCGGAUGCCCGCCGCUAUUUACAACCCACCACGAGGCACUAUCUCGAGCGAGACGGCUGCUCUUCCCACCAGCGCUCCUCGCGCCAUGUUUACGAGGACUAGUUCGGCAGCCUCUCUAAGCACUGUCAAAGCGAACAAUCCACCACGUUCUCCUGAAGGCGCAGCAUCCACAAGCGCUUCAGUGAAGCGGGCUAGACCGGCUGUCCCAGAUGGGGACACAAUAUCUGUUGAGGAUCUGCUCCGGUGCAUGAGGACUGGCGCCAAGGACCUGUCUAUCCUUCUCAUUGACAUCAGAAGUCGUGAGGAUUUCGAUGAGGGUCAUGUCAUGUCGCAGGCCACUAUCUGCGUCGAGCCCGAGAUACUCACAAGAGACCAUAUUUCGGCGAAUCAAGUUGCAGAUAGCAUGGUUUUGGCGCCGGCAGCCGAGCAACUACUCUUCGAAAAGCGCCACGAGUUCGACUUGGUAGUGUUCUACGACCAGAACUCCGAGCAGAUCCCUGACAGACCGCAGACACCCCAAGCGAAGGCUGUAUCUGGCUUGUUCAAUGCCCUCAGCCAAUAUGAUUUCCCAGGUGCAUCAGGGUUGAAGAUUUCGCCGAAAUUGUUGCGAGGGGGUAUAGAAGCGUGGACCAGUCUGGUGGGCAGCGCGAGUCUGCAGUCCUCCUCGACGACGGCGUCCAGAAAGUACCCAGCAAGCCCCAUGACACGGUCGUUUCUCAACUCGCGCCAAAAGUAUGUUACUCGACCAAUCCAGGAUCCGGCAGAAGCCAAGCGGUGGGAGGAUACCAUUGCCGAUACUGGUGGGAUAUCACCCGUCAGGACAACCGAGGACUUUCUCCGCCGGUUCCCUCCCAUUUCGGAGCACAAGGAGUCGAUGGUGUCUCCCGCCAGCCCUCCAAUGAGUCGGCCGCAGAGCCCUUUUCAGUCUCGCCUCUCUCACGAAGAGAAUCUUUACAAGUCCCUCCCGUCGCCACCGACGCGCCCGCCUCCAGCAGUCCCCCGGAGAAGCUACAGCGGACUUGCCGAAGCCGAAGACAAUUCCUUGGUGCUGGCCAAGAAGUCCGGGCCCCAAGUUGUCGACACAGUGCGAAAGUUUCGGACAGGUCUGCAGAAUCCGGGCGUUUUCUGUUUUGCGAACAGUUCUUUGCAAGCCAUGUUCGCCACGCCGGGCUUUGCGCGCGAGAUAUGGACAGGGGCUUGGAAGGAAUUGUAUAAGGUGCCUAUGAAGCCGGACGAGAAGUUUGAGAAUCCCCAGCUUCUCAUCAAGUGCUUGACCAACCUGUUUCACUGGCUCAACCAAGGUUCACUCCGAUCACUCGCGGCUAAGACGUUCAUGGAAUACAUCCAUUUCAUCCACUCUAAGAGCUCGGACGGUAAAAAGAAGCCGGACUGCGACAUCUUCGGAGGCUCCUCUCAGCAGGACGCCCAAGAGUUCUACUCUUUCAUCAUGGACAACAUUCAUGACGAAACAAACGUCCGUCGGGACGUGAAGCCUUCCAAGGAAGAGAAGCCCUACACGCCAAAGGACGGCACCAUCAUCCAAAACGCCAUGGACUAUUGGCGCGACUAUUCCAAAUACAGCGCCUCAAUCAUAGACAAGUACUUCCGCGGCCUCGAGGUUUUCAUCUCACGCUGCCACAACCCCGCCUGUCGCCAGGAGAUCCGCCUCUUCCAGCCGUGCGACGUCUGGAUUCUCAACCUCGCCGGCAUGGGUGACCCAACCGACCUUGACAGCCUGCUCGCCAACCAUCAGACCUCGGAGCACUUCCCCGAUCUGGUCUGCGAGACAUGUAACAAGCCCGGGCGCACGCGCAAAGCCAAGUUUGCGCGCCUCCCCGACCGCCUCGCCUUCUGCCUCAAUCGCUUUAACAGCGCCGGCGCCGGAGGCGGCGGCUUCAGUAACCGGUUCAUGUCGUCGGGCAAGAUACAUAGCAAGGUCCGGUUCCCGAUCCGCGACCUCGACCUGACGCGCUACUGUGCCGAGCCCGACCCGGACAUGGCGACGACGGAUGACCGCCACUUUGCCGGCAAGAUGCGGUACGAUUGUUACGCCGUCACGGUGCAUGUCGGGCAGGGGAUCAAUGGCGGGCAUUACUACAGCUACGUGCAGGACGAGACAUCCAAAGACCCGACCGAUUGGUUCAGAUGCAAUGACGAAGUGGUCGACCGUGUCAAGAUCGGGAGUGGGCAGCCGGGAGAUAUGACCGAGGCCAUGUAUCAGAACGGUAAUACGUCAGCGUACAUGGUCUUCUAUCGGCGACAGGGGACAUGAGGUUUACGACGGUUAAUCAUUGGUUGUUUUGGUUGGUUGGUUGGUUGGUUGGGAAUAGAAACGCGUGGUCGAGUAACCAACUGGGUGAGUGAGCUGAGCUGUGCAGCAUUUUUUGGACCGGAAAGGAGGUGGGAGCUUGAG